This is a messenger RNA of Oncorhynchus mykiss (rainbow trout), 2154 nucleotides long. Its product is annotated as transmembrane protease serine 13. Gene Ontology annotation, cellular component: membrane. Gene Ontology annotation, biological process: proteolysis. Lineage: Eukaryota; Metazoa; Chordata; Actinopteri; Salmoniformes; Salmonidae. The record is from RefSeq and is a predicted model, not a curated record. Gene Ontology annotation, molecular function: serine-type endopeptidase activity.
AGGGAGAGAGGAUUGGAUUCCAAUGCCUGUGGAACAGACAGAGACUGGACAGACACUCACAAAGCUAUAGGAUUUCUCCUGUAGAAGUGGCCCAGACCCCAGUGAGACCACCUCAGACCACAGGCCUCCACACACAGAUGGAGCAUGACCAGAACAGUGACCAACCACCCCCAUACUACUUAGCAGUAGUGCCCACCCAGCCUCCUCCUCAGUAUGGAGAGUUGGUGGGAACAAGAGGGUGGUCUGACACCCCCUCCCAACCUUACCACAUCAACCAGUCGAUGCCACAUGCAAAUGUCAUCCAUGUCUCUCAGAGUGCCCCCCCUCGUCGUAAGAAAAGCUUGUCGUGUGAGAACAGUUCCCACUGUUACAGAGGAUCAGGAGAAGCCACCCUACUGCUUGUCUUCCUCGUUAUUGCUCUCUGGCUGGGGGUAUGUUACGGUCCAUCCCUGGUGUCUGGUCACCUAAGCAGCAGUGAAGCCUACCAGCCCAGCGAGAUGGAGAAAGACAGCUGUCCCUCCAACACUGUGGAGUGUGAUGGCCGACAGGAAUGCAAACUGGGCAGUGAUGAGACCAAUUGUUUAAGGUUCGGGUCGAACGGGGCUCUCCAGGUGAAGACAAACAGCGCUGGUAGUUUCCUCCCUGUAUGUUACAGUGGCUGGAACAAGGGCCUGGCUGACCAGACCUGUGCACAACUAGGCUUCAGAGCGAGUCAUAGCACUAGCAGUGUGAAAGAUGGGUCCUCUACCACUCUCACUGUGACAGGGCAGACCUGCAACACCAUCCAGGGAAAGGUGUCAGUAAAUAGCUCAUCUUGCCUCAACAAGGACACUGUAUCCCUGCAGUGUAUCAACUGUGGCCGGCAGCAAUCAUCCAGAAUCAUAGGGGGCUCUGCAGCGAAUCUGGGCGAUUGGCCUUGGCAGGUCAGCCUCCACUUUCGGGGUUUUCACACCUGCGGAGGCACCCUGGUGGCUCCUGACUUUGUGGUGACAGCAGCCCACUGCUUCCCCAGGAAAGACUCAUCGUACCUGGUGCCCAAUAACUGGCGUUUGUACAUGGGCAUGGUUUCUCAGACGAUGCUGCCUGUCCCUGAGAUGGUGGAGAAGAUCAUUGUCCAUGAGAGCUAUGAUGAUAACACCAACAACUAUGACAUUGCCCUGCUUAAACUCACACAUUAUGUAGACUACUCCAACAGCAUCCAGCCUGUGUGCCUGCCUGCCUAUGACAAGACCGUUUCCCCUGGGACAAAAUGCUGGACCUCUGGAUUUGGGACAACAGAGGGGACAGCCCGUGGAUCCACAAGUCUUAUGGAGGUGACUGUGGACAUCAUUGACUCCAGUGUAUGUAACAGAAACACAGUCUACAAUGGUCAGGUCUCUCAAGACAUGUUGUGUGCUGGAGAUAUGAAGGGAAGCAAGGACUCCUGCCAGAGGGACAGUGGAGGUCCUCUGGUGUGUAAGGACUCAGACCAGCGCUGGUACCUGAUGGGGGUGACCAGCUGGGGGGUAGGCUGCGGCAGGAGGAACAUGCCGGGGGUCUACAGUCGUGUCAGCCGCCUGCUGCCCUGGGUCUACAGUAAGAUGCAGCAAGCAAGACCGUGAUAUGAUCACAGCUGCUCUCAUCCAGGGAUGCUCAGCAUGUCUUUUGGACCUGACAAUGAGACUGGUGUGAACCCUACAACACUGGCAGGGAAUGGAAGGCUUGCAAGAAAGGUUUUUAUAUGUGAUAUCUGCUGUCAUUGGACUGCUGUCAGCUUAACGUGCGUUGGAUCAUUGUUUCCCUGAAACAGUAUUGAGCAAAUCUAUAUUUGUGACAUAUUUUAUGAAGAAUGCCUUUUACUCACACUGCAACCUCUUAUGAAGCUAUAAACCUGUCUCAGGAUAUACUCCAGGUUCACAUGGACCUUACUGAUGCUACAGUGAACUACACUUGCUGUUUUCUAUGGCUGAGAGUUGUGAAACGGAAGAAAAUUUAUCAGCAAGAUUUUUCUAAUCACUUUAACGUAACACUAAUUACCUUUCGGCACUGAUGAUUCCUUGACUGUUUGUUGAUUGUUUCAACUUAUGUACCCUUUUUGGUGUGAUGUGUGUGAAUUAUCGAUUCUGCUUUUCCAUGUCUAUCACUGUGUGUCAAUUGGAAUUAUAAUUUAUUUUG